This is a messenger RNA of Ceratina calcarata, 2299 nucleotides long. It is a transcript of the gene Bem46, whose product is annotated as abhydrolase domain containing 13-like protein Bem46. The transcript is spliced from 5 exons. Gene Ontology annotation, cellular component: membrane. NCBI's taxonomy places the organism in Eukaryota, Metazoa, Arthropoda, Insecta, Hymenoptera, Apidae. Bases 597 to 1562 code for a protein of 321 amino acids. Gene Ontology annotation, molecular function: palmitoyl-(protein) hydrolase activity. The record is from RefSeq and is a predicted model, not a curated record.
GAGAGUAACCGGACUCGGUAACUGUGAAACAAAGUGGAGGAACUCGGUACGUGCUGCGGGACUCGUGCCGAGUUACAAAGACCUAAGGUAGUAUUAGUUAUGAUUAGUUAUAUAGUAUUGGUUAACAGUAAUCAGAAUACAGCAUUGGACCUUCGCAAUGACACGUGAUAAACUCACGAUACCAUCUUCCGUAAGUUACUAUGAACGCGCGAGUUGUACUCGAAUAUAUUCCCACGGAACCAAUGUUAUGAAGUAAAAACUAUUUGUUGUGACAAACAGGAAAAAAAGUAGUACUUUAUGCAUAAUAUUUACAUUCGCCGAAACUGUAACCUAGGCCCGAUCACGAAGCGGCAAUAUCAAUCCAUGAUUAUCAUUUAAAGUAGAGCAGCAUGUAAACUCCGUUUUAAUAAAUUCAUUCGAAGAACAAAAUUCAUUUAAUUGUCAACUCGAAUUCAUGGUUCGUCGACCAACCGCUGAUACAAAUAGCAGAUUACAAUCUGUACCAAAAUUCGCAAAGUGUUAAUAUUACAAAAUGCAUGCCGUAGCGGAUGCAGGAGUGCUCUAAAUGACAGUUGAUCCUUGGGAGAAGCUGCACCAUGUCGUUUUGUAUGCGACUCGCUCGCAGUAAACCUAUCCGUCUGUUAGGAAGCGUAGCUAUGAAAUGCUGGGCUUUCUUUGGGACUUACAUUCUCGCCUGUUUCCUCCUCUAUUGGCUGUACGGUGGAAUUUUUACUUUCUUCCUACUCUGUUUUGCUACGACAGGUAUAUUGUAUCACAGGGAAGAUCAACUUGUAUAUCGUCCAGAAUGGCCAGCUAAUUCUAGGGUAUAUGUUCCUGCACCUUCCAUAUAUAAUUUACCUUAUCAGAGUAUUUAUAUUAGAUCAGGGGAUGGUACGAUGUUACACAUGUUCUAUAUUCCUCAACCAGAGGAUAGAGCGAAGAAGGUGCCUACUUUAUUAUUUCUCCAUGGCAAUGCUGGCAAUGUAGGGCAUAGGCUCAAAAAUGCAGUGGGAUUGUAUCAUACUGUUCAGUGUAAUAUAUUGAUGUUAGAGUACAGGGGCUAUGGCUUGUCUCAAGGUUCACCAUCCGAAGAAGGUUUAUACAUGGAUGCCUGUGCUGGAAUUGAUUAUUUGUUCAGUAGAAACGAUAUAAAUACGAAAGAGAUAAUCGUAUACGGUAGAUCACUAGGUGGAGCAGUAGCCAUCGAUUUAGCUGCAAAGCCAGAGAACUCCCAAAGAAUUUGGUGUCUUAUUCUUGAGAACACUUUUACCAGUAUUCCUGACAUGGCUACGUUCCUUUUUGGAGUAAGAUGUUUACACUAUCUCCCCCUUUUUCUAUAUAAAAAUAAGGCGGACACGCUAGUGCCUCCGUACAUGAUGAGUCGUCUUUACCAGAAUUGUCGAAGUCCGUAUAAAAAGAAUCUCCAGAUCAGGGGAGGGACGCACAACGAAACCUGGUGCCAGCCAGGCUAUUACAAAAAUCUAUGUAAUUUCUUAAACGAAUUGAGAGAAAAGCCUCCGGCUCAAGUAACGUCCAGUCAUUGGCAUAUAGACGACAUAUGAUCGCCGAAGUUCAAAGCUCAAUAUUUAGGUCAGUCUACACUUAAAAUAACAUAAUUUUGACGUACUCGAAUGUUCGUUUACAAAUUUGCAUUGUGAUGGAUUUUAUUAAGAGCAUAACUUGUAAUUAGACUGCGGAUUUUUGUAGCUGUAGAAAAAAAUAUGAAAAGUGCAUAGUACUAUUUUUAAUUUCAUUACCUAAACUGAAAUUACUCUGCAUAAAAAUUCGUAGUCUACUUAUAACAAAAGGGGAUCAAUGUCAUACCUAAAAAUUUAGAUCAAACAUCUUAAAUCCUUCCAAUAGAUAAUAUUGAAAGAACGUUCAAAUAAUUUUAGUUAACUAUUUUCAUCGAAAAACGGCUGUUUCAUUAAUAAUAUAAUGUCUUGAAUUGUACGAACGCUGAUAUAUUUAUACGUGUGAAUUUAUAUAAGAAUACGUAUUUGUUAUUUUAAUAUAAAUAUUAUACGGGGCAUGACUGGGCGUGUGUAUGUUUAUAUAAUGGACGCGUGUGUACCGUACGUAAAUUGUAAUUAAAAUCUUAUUUAUUUCCUUUAACAAUCAAGGAUUUUCAAUAUCGAAUUGCAUAACUAAAGCUUGGAGUAUAAAUUAUUUCGAAGCGAUACAAGUUAUUUAUAUUGUUGUUAAUUAAAAGUUAAUGAAGAAAGAUUUUUCGGAAUGAAAGUUGAAUGAAGUGAUGAAUUGAAACGUGUGUAAAGCAAAUAAAUUUCUAUACGAAGAA